CGUCUCCUUGGGCAAGCUGGAAUCUUCUCCCAAGUUUCCUCUUCUCUUGUGUCACGGGAAUGUUUGACCAACUACUUCUCCUACUCCUUCCUCCAUUCCUCUGUUUCAUCAAAUCAUCAAACUUCAUUUUUUUUUUAAUGUCAUUCCGAGUUUCAAAAUCCCCAUGUUCCAUUUUCAUUCUUCACUAUAAUACAAAAACCCAGAUUUAAUCUAAUGUGUUUCUCUAUGUUCAGAUCAAAAUCUAAGAACUCAAGCAUCAUUCAACCCGGAAAAUUCACCCCAUCAAAUACAAAUAUUAAUCCUACUGCACUAAAUUCACCCUCAAGCAGAAGCCACAGCCAAAGCAAAAGCAGAAGCAACGAAUUCAACUCAAAAUCAUCUUCAAUUUCCAGCAGGGCUUCGUUAUCAAGUCUCAAAGAUUCACUCCCUGAAAAUCCCCAUAUUUAUGAUCUCUCUGAAAUUCGAUCUGCAACCAGCAAUUUCCUGUUGAGACCCUUUUCAUCUUCCUCUUCUUCAACCUCUUGGAAAUGUUUAAUUGAUAAGAAGCAAUUGAUUGUUACCCAGCGCAAGCUUCGACGGCCCAUUGACAAUUCGGAGCUUCGGCGAAAACUGUCUCUCCUCUGUAAGUCUCAUCAUGCUAGUUUGGUGAAGCUUCACGGUGCUUCAGUUAGUGGGAAUUAUUUAUAUCUUGUUUAUGAGUUUAUUUGUGGUGCAAAUUUGAGUGAUUGUUUGAGGAACCCUAGAAACCCUAAUUUUACAGUUCUGUCGAAUUGGAUUUCCCGGGUUCAAAUUAUAGCUGGGAUUGCUGAUGGGUUAGAUUAUAUGCAUAAUUGUGCUGGGUUUAAGAAUGGUUUUAUUCAUAAUCAUGUUAAAAGUAGCUCAAUUGUUAUUUGUGAGGAGCCUGCUUUAGUUGCAAAGAUUUGUCAUUUUGGGACUGCCCAAUUAUGUGGAGAGGUUCCUGAGGCAAUCAGUGGAGAAGAUGAUGAUGAUAGUUCGAAUUACCAUGUUUUGAAACGGGUGGGUAGCGCGGUGGGGAAGUUUGUGGGGACGAGAGGGUAUAUGUCGCCUGAGUUUCAGACGACAGGGAUUCCCACAUUGAAAUCAGAUGUUUUUGCCUUUGGGGUGGUGCUGUUAGAGUUAUUGUCCGGUGAGGAGCCUAUGAAGGUGCAUGUUGAUUCAGGAAGUGGGGCUUUUCGGAAGGUUUCUUUGAUUGAAACAGCGAGAGAAGCGGUGGGAAGUGGAACUGGGAGGUUGAGACAGUGGGUUGAUAGGAGGUUGAGAGACUCGUAUCCAGUUGAGGUGGCGGAUGGGUUGGCCCGGGUCGCAUUAGAGUGUGUUCUUGAGGAUCCUGGCAGAAGGCCAGACAUGGGUCGAGUGGCUGGUUGGAUUUCUAAGUAUUACUUGGAGUCUAAAACCUGGGCUCAAAAUAUUGGUCUUCCUGAUGAAAUCACUGUUUCAUUCGCCCCUCGGUGAUACUUAUGGAUUGAUGCGACACCGACAUUUGAAAUGUGCUGUUUUGUAAGUAAAAAACUGAUUUUGUAUAUAGUGAAGUAUUUGGAUGAACUCUUGGUCCCUUGUAAAUAAUGAUGGAGAUGAGUGUAAAAUAUAAUAUAGCAUUAUAAGAUAGCUGGUGCCUGGUGCGAGAGACCAUGUCUAUCAAGUUGGAGAUCCUGACAACAGUGUGAUGUGCUUCAAGAAUGUAGGCCAAUAUUAUGGAGCAAUCACCAAAUCAGGAUUGUGUAUCUCUAGACAAUGACACUUACUGUUGAUUGUCCGGGCUAAACUAGCUCAUCCGCACAUUAUCCAAGUGUUAUUAGUUUCUCAAGCUUUUUGCUUCUUCGGAUCUGUUCACAUUACAUUGAUUGUUUUCCUACUCAAAACCCUAGCAAGAUAUUAUUUCUUGGACUUCUAUGAUAUCAGAUAAGUUGAAGAUAUCGUGUAUUUGAUGAUCUCAAGUUACUCAUAGCUUGGAUGCGAGAGAAGGUCUUGAAUCUAUUUAAACUGACUUCAGUAUGCUUGGCCCCCUGUCGCAUCAUCUUUGUUGGAGUUCUUACUGCUGCAGUGCAGCUUGUUAUGCAAGCCUCGUGGACAAGGGCUUCAGGCACAUGGACAACAUUUAGAUUACACGUUCAUAAUUGAGAAGCUCUUCACCUGUGUUUGUCGACCUCCUCCUCUGCUCAAGAUGUUUGUUCACCUCCUCCGAGCCUCGGGCUAAUAUCCGGCAUGUCAGGAACCUGGUUUAGGUUGGAACUUGGAACGGGAUCAUCGCCCAUUAACUGUAUAGUCUCUUUGGGGUAUUGCGGUGGGAGUUUAGUCAAUAUUUGGAUGUUUUUUCCUCCUUCCUCGCACAAUUUUUGUUAUUUUUAUGACUGACAUUUCCUUGUAUUCCCUAAUUGUACAUAUUGACAUUUAUAUUACCAAUUGAGCACGCUUCAAUGAA
Spinacia oleracea (spinach) is the source of this 2440-nucleotide messenger RNA. RefSeq names its product lysM domain receptor-like kinase 3. Gene Ontology annotation, molecular function: protein kinase activity; ATP binding. The transcript has 2 exons. The coding region runs from base 214 to 1473 and encodes 419 amino acids. Gene Ontology annotation, biological process: protein phosphorylation. The record is from RefSeq and is a predicted model, not a curated record. NCBI's taxonomy places the organism in Eukaryota, Viridiplantae, Streptophyta, Magnoliopsida, Caryophyllales, Amaranthaceae.